This is a messenger RNA of Cebus imitator (Panamanian white-faced capuchin), 2519 nucleotides long. RefSeq names its product ring finger protein 225 (gene RNF225). The transcript is spliced from 2 exons. The coding region runs from base 740 to 1780 and encodes 346 amino acids. The record is from RefSeq and is a predicted model, not a curated record. Gene Ontology annotation, molecular function: ubiquitin protein ligase activity. Lineage: Eukaryota; Metazoa; Chordata; Mammalia; Primates; Cebidae. Gene Ontology annotation, biological process: protein ubiquitination.
GUGGGGCACUAGUGGUAGGCCAGGCUGCCUGGAGUGUCCCAGCGGGUAUUGGAAAUGAGACAGAUGGGAUUGUCCAUAACUUCUGGGACAUGAAUUAUCGCUGUGGUCUGGGUGGGUGGGUGACUUGGGUGCCUGUGAGUUCUGGGUAGUUACAAGGCCAUCCUGAGAGGCUUGUUGAGGUAGCCCUGGAGAGACAAGGAAAGUUCAGGUGUUUGGGCCACACUGUUGCAGACCUCUGGUUUCACCUCUUGGAGUGUAGGUUGCACUCCUGGUUACCUCCCCAGCCAUACUGGUUGUGGCUGCAGCCUGGGCCUGUACACCCAGUUUCCACGGGCUGUACAGGUUCCCGUCCACCAGUGUGAAUGCAGUGUCAUCAGGCUGCUGACAUGGGUUGGGACCCACCCAGGGCCACAGGCUGGUGACUCCUGUAGAAGAUUCAUCAGGUUCUGAUGGGUGGGGUGGGCCCAAGCCCGCCCACCCUGUGCCAUCACCUUUCCACCACCCCCAGCAUCUCACCAAGGCAGGCUUGGUGUUCACCCUGGUGGGGCUGGCCCAGGGGGCGGGGCAGGCAGUCAAACGGGUCCAGCGGGUAUCUGGAACCUAGAUGGGUGGCCCCAGAUGAGCACCCUCCUCCUGGGAGGGUACUUUUGAACCCAGCUGCAGGUAGGCCAGAGACGGGUCAGAACAGGCAGGGACACGCCACUGGCCAGAGGGAGGAGGUGUCCACAGGUCCGUCCGGAUGCCCUGCCCUCGGCCGCCCUGGCUCCGCCGUUCCCGGGCCCUUCAGGGCUCGGGUCCCAGCUCCCCAGGCUCGCUCUCUGCACCCCGCUCCCCGAGCAGAGGGGAGGACCAAGACGAGGACGAGGAAGAGGAGGAGGGAGGCUGCAGCCCAGGCUCCGGCCCCGUCCUGCUCCCCGCCUCCCCUGUGGAGUGCCUCAUCUGCGUGUCGCCCUUCGACGGCAUGUUCAAGCUGCCCAAGCGCCUGGACUGUGGCCACGUCUUCUGUCUCGAGUGCCUGGCGCGCCUAUCGUUGGCCACGGCGGGCGGCGGCGACGCGGUGGCCUGCCCGGUGUGCCGCGCGCCCACGCGCCUGGCCCCCCGCCGCGGACUGCCCGCGUUGCCCACGCAGUCCGCUCUCCUGCCCCGCGACGCGCGUGCGCCGCCCUCGCGCCAGGGCUCCGUGCGCUUCGACAGGCGCCGAGGUCUCCUCUACCUGCGGCCGCCGCCGCCCCUACCCGGGCCGCGUAAGUCCCGCGCCCCGCAGGCCCCGCGCGCCCCGCCGCCCCCGCCGCCUCUGCGCCUGGGCCGCCCGCUGUCACGCCGCCUGACCCUGGACAGCCCGGCCUGGGUCUUCAACGCGGCCGUGGCGGUGGCCGUGCUGGUGGCCGCGGGACUUGUGGUCUCGGGCGUCUACAUCUUCUUCCUCAUUCCGCACGCCACCUCCUCCGGCCCCGCGCGGCCCCAGCUCGUGGCGCUCGCCCCAGCGCCCGGCUUCUCCUGGUUCCCGCCGAGGCCCACGCCGGGGGCGCACUGGAGCCCAGCCUGGACGCCGCGCCCCACGGGCCCUGACCUGGACGCGGCCCUGCCAGGAACUGCAGAAGAUGUGCUGGAGCCCAAGGCGGGUCCCGAGGACCCGGCAGAGGCUGAGGAGGGACCCGAGGACCCGGCGGAGACCAAGGGGAUGCUGGACAAGCAGCCGGACAGCCCGUGGGGCACAGAGGCUGGCCCCAGCUGGACCCCGUGGGUACGGGGCGCAAGGAGGCUGUGGCGCCCACAGUAAGUGCAGCCGCGCUGCAGUCCUACAGCCAGGCCUGGCACCUCCGUGUCAUCUGGGGGCCUUAGCAGGGUGCACGGCACUUACCCGUUUCUCCAGAUUGGAGCCUGAAGCGAGCAUCCGUGGCACUGUCACCAUGGGGCAGGUCCCUCUCAAGGAGCAGCCACCACAGUCGUCCCACAGGGAUCCUCUGGUAACACCCCGACCCCCAUUCUUGUGGCUGUCCAGUGCUGGGAUUACAGGCGGAGGGUGCCCUAACCAUGACUUCUGUAAGGGUCCUGCUGGGGCUUGGUCCAGAACCCAGACUCCGUGGGGGUGCAGUUGGAAGCAUCCUAAUCCUCAUCCCUUGUGGGAGUCCAGCUGCGAACACCCCCGACAAACAUCCAUGCAGGUACCCCGCCAGAGGCAGCUCCACAGAUAUCCUUGAACGGGUCCUGCUGGGAGUGUCCCCAGUCAUCCUCACCCCAGAGGCCUGGGGGAGCACCCUUAUCAGCACCAGAGGCCGAAGGUCCUGACCCACUCAUCUUUUGAACUGGCUACAGGUGGCAGGGGCCCGCCUAUCUUUGGAGGGCAGAGCUGCUGCUGCUAUCAUUCCCUGGUCACGUGUCCCUCCAACUGGCCCAUUGCAGGGGACCCACCACUCCGCUGUCUGGAGUUUCUUUUCUACUGCCUGCAGGCUGGGCCUGAGUGGGCUCCAGCUGUCUACCUGCUGAUCCCGGGCAUAUCGUUGCAUCCUGCACACCUG